AUGGCUGUGGGCUGUAAGAUGUACGAGCUAAGCAGCUCGUUGCUCGGGCAUAGUAUGGAUGUGAAAAGUGUCGUGGCAAUAAGUGACACUCAGAUAGCGAGUGGUUCGCGCGACGGAACGGUUCGUGUAUGGACGCGAGACACUUCAGAUUCCCGAUUAUGGUCAGGGGCCAUUCUGCACUCAACAGAAAGGUACGUCAACGCAGUAUGCUACGAAGAGAAUGAACAACUGGUCUUCUUCGGGGGCCAAGAGGCAGUGAUUGGCGCAGUAUCUCCGCUGGUGUUAGAAGUACAAGAUGCGAGCUAUCUACUGGCCGGGCACAGUGGUAACGUCUGCGCGCUAGAAGCUCGCGAUGGGCAAUUGGUGAGCAGUAGUUGGGACCAGACUGCGAGGGUGUGGCGCGAAGGCACGGAGGAACGCGCACUGAGUGGACAUAACGCUACUGUGUGGCACGCUCUUGCGUUGGGGUAUGACAGGUUUCUAACGGCGUCUGCAGACAAGACGAUCAAGUUGUGGGAUGGCGCGCGAGACCUGGCGACCUACAAUGUGCACACGGACGUGGUGCGUCAUCUGGCAUUGGCGCCAGACGGCCACCACUUCGCUAGCUGCUCGAAUGAUGGCUCAGUUAAGGUCCAUACGCUCGACGGCAAGACGGUGCGUACAUUUGAUGGCCAUGAGAGCUUUGUGUACUGCGUCAAGUACUUACCGGACGGUGGGCUUGUGAGUUGUGGUGAAGACAAGACGGUGCGAGUGUGGGACAUGUCGGGGCACGUUCGGCAAGUGAUCCGGCUCUGCGCAACAUCACUAUGGAGCCUGGACGUCCUGCCCAAUGGAGAUAUUGUUGUUGGCGGCAGUGAUGGUAAAAUUCUAAUAUUCACGGUGGAUCCAGCUCGCGUCGCGCCUGUUGAGGAACUAGAGCAACUGCGUGAGGCAGUGGCGUCAACUGCGAUCAAUGCCAAAGUGAUCGAUUUCGAUGAGUCCAAACUCUCUCCCUACGAGACAAUACAGGCACCAGGUAAGUCAGAGGGCCAGGUGGUUGUUGUCAAAGCACCAUCUGGCGUUAUCGAAGCACAUCAAUUCUCCGGAGGACAAUGGGCAAAGGUUGGUGAUGUUGUGGGCUCUUCCGGAAGUGAUCUGAAGACCGAGUUCCAGGGCAAAAUGUACGACUAUGUCUUUGACGUGGACAUUCAGGACGGUGCGCCGCCAUUGAAACUAGCUUUGAAUGCCAAUGACAAUCCAUACGAUGCGGCAGAUAAGUUUAUUGCUCAAAAUGACUUACCGGUAAGCUACAAGAACCAGGUCGUGGAGUUCAUUCUAAAGAAUUCCCAAGGGCUAACUUUGGAGCAGCAGGGUCCUUCUGAUAGAGCUCGACAGUCAGCAUCUGGGCCUGCUAGGCGGAUAUUGCCCGUAACAGUAUAUCUCUCCCUUGAUAGCUUCAACCCAGAUGCCCUUUUUAAAGGCAUAACAAAGCUGAAUACGGCAGAAAACCGAUUUGAUGACAAAGACCUCGCGGCUAUCGCUACGGCACUACUGGACGUUCCCUCGAACUACGAGUUACUCUUUGCAAAUGCAAAUAUUAUUCACUCUUCUUGGACUACAAAGAUUCCUGCAUAUGAUCUGAUGCGUCUGUUGGUCCGGUACCUACCGAGCGCCGAUGGGAUCAGCGCAUUUGUCGAUAGUGGCUUUGAUUCGAAAAAUCCGAUCAUUACCAUGCUGACUAUACGUCUACUGACCAACGCCUUUGCAAACAAAGACUGGGGCGUUAACCUAAUGUCGUCUGCGCCAAUGUAUAACUCGAUAUUUGGGUUGAUUGAUGCAGACCACCCAACUUGUCCUCCUAAGCAACAGUCAUCACUGGCCGUAGCAAUAGCUACCCUAAUAUACAACUACUCAGUGUUGGUAGUAAAAGAGAACAACCAUGACAUCCUAGCAAUUGUUGCAGAGGUUCUAAACAACAAAUACGGCUCCUCUUCCUUUAUCCUGCGGAACGAGGAGGCCGCAUACAGACUCCUUGUUGCUUACGGAAACUUAAGUACUGUGGAAGGCACCUUCGCACAGUUUGCUCCUUCUAUCUCAUGGAUAAGGAAGCUGAAGAGCCAGUAUGGCCACAUAUCGAAAUUCCAGGAUAUUUUAAAUGAUAUUUAA
Eremothecium gossypii ATCC 10895 is the source of this 2145-nucleotide messenger RNA. RefSeq names its product Doa1p (gene DOA1). Gene Ontology annotation, molecular function: ubiquitin binding. NCBI's taxonomy places the organism in Eukaryota, Fungi, Ascomycota, Saccharomycetes, Saccharomycetales, Saccharomycetaceae. Gene Ontology annotation, cellular component: nucleus; cytoplasm. Bases 1 to 2145 code for a protein of 714 amino acids. The transcript has a single exon. Gene Ontology annotation, biological process: ubiquitin recycling; proteasome-mediated ubiquitin-dependent protein catabolic process. The record is from RefSeq and is marked provisional.